AAAUUUCACCAAAAAAAACAAGUACGGGUAAUGGUAUUCACUAGGGGUGGGCGCUUGUGCCCGCAACGGGAAAAAAAACCGUGCCCGCCCGCAACCGCAACCGAUGGUUCGGGCUUUUUUGGCAUUCGGUUGGGCUGGCCUCGGUUGCGGUUGCAACCGAGAGCCUAGUCGGGCGGUUGUCGAGAACCGGCUCUUGAAAGCUGCAGCUAGCUCUGAUGAAAUGGAAGUGCAGAGAGCCGGCUCUAGAAGCUGUAGCUGGCUCUACGGGCAAAAAUUUGAAGACCAUUCUUUGGCGCGGGCGGAGAAAAGAUGCAAAGCCGGCUCCAACUUUGCAGCCGGCUGUCUCCACCAGGCUGGAUUCCGAUGGCUGCGACGAACCCAGCCUGCUGGAUCUCGUCGGAACCCAGCCUGCUCGGUCUCGUUGGAACCCAGCCUUGCUGGGUUCGACGAAACCCAGAUCUACUUGGUUCUGUCAAACCCAGCAAGGUUGGGUCCCGUCGAACCCAGCUUGGCUAGGUCUCCCUUGUUGGGUUCCGACAAGACCCAGCAGGCUGGGUUCCGACGAACCCUGCUGGGUCUCGUCGAACCCAGCCAAGCUGGGUUUCCCAAAAGGCUGGGUUUCCCAAAACCCAACCUGGGUUCCAACGAACCCUGCUGGGUCUUGUCGAACCUAGUCUUGCUGGGUUUCCCCGAACCCAGCUGCUGGGUUUGUCAAGACCCAACUGGGUUCCGAUGAAUCCAGCUUUGCUGUUUCGAUGCUGGAUUUAUGUUUUUUCAUUCUUCUUUCGAUUUUCAUUUCCAGGUGUUAAUAACUUUGAGAGUUGAUUUACAAUUUGAUUGUAUUUUUGUUGGAAUUUGGUUAGAGUUUGAUUGAUAUUAUUUAUUGAAGGGUUAAUUUGAUUUGAUUAGAUCUACUAAGUUUGAGGCUUCAAUGAAACCCAGUAACUGGG
Molecule: messenger RNA, 950 nt
Organism: Rubroshorea leprosula
Lineage: Eukaryota; Viridiplantae; Streptophyta; Magnoliopsida; Malvales; Dipterocarpaceae
Source: the annotation of a GenBank genome assembly